GGUUUGACCUUGCUGUUGCUGACGCCGCAGCUCGAAAUGGUGCGGGCCCGACACCUUGCGUGGAAUCGGGUACCGGGUAGCAGGUCGCAGUCCUUGGGAUCCAAGGCGGUGGUAGAAGAGCUGUUUGGAGUGUGGUGCAAAGCUCGAAGGGUCUUGUUUUUUGGGGGGUGUGAGAGGCUCAAGAGACGAAGGUUUGCAUCGUUUCUAUCAUUCAAAGGCAAGCCUGGCAGGAUGCCACGGAGGCUGGGUUCUGUUCUCUCGAAGAAACACGGGUCGGAGAGGCCGCAGGAAGAUGUGGCCGCAUUUCUGGAACGGAGCUCUUGUGGCAGUGGGUGGACAUAGUCUUCUUGCUUCAACAAACUGAACUGACAGACUUCUUGCUUCAAAGGACCAGCCAAAGUGGUGUCGGGUUUCAGCCAUGCUGGCGAGCCUGAGAGAUGCCAGCGUUGGCGGAGAAGCUUCCGGCAGCCGCAGGGGCAGACAAGCCUUGUGGCUUGGCGAGGGCCCGUGGUUGUUCAGAAUGGAAGGGCCCCACUCCACAACCAAACCCAAUGAGGUCUCUGUGAAGAUCCCAGGUGGAAUGUCAGGCCCACGGCCGUUGGCUCAAGAAGCAUUGAGUUCGCCAAAUCUAGUUGCUUUCGCUGAUGAAGCUGCGAGCGUGGGUGCUGUUUCUGGCGAGCAUCUCCUUUCGGAACGCCCUCGGAGUGCGACAACGAACGCCCAAGGCAAAGAUUGCAUGUGUGGGGGACAGCCUGACGGCUGGCUAUCCCUUCGAUUCGGGACGGGGACCGGAUGCCUCGGUCUCUGGAUAUCCCUACCACUUGCAAGAGCUGCUGGCAGAUGAAGGUUAUGAGGUGCGCAACUUCGGCAAGGGCGAGACGACGGUGGUGAGCGGCAGCAAGAGCUAUCGGAGCGGCUGGUACAACGAGACCUGGCAGGAGGCGCUCCGCUGGAAGCCCGAUCGAGUCUUGCUGAUGUUCGGCGCCAAUGAUGUGAAAGAGAGUCGCCUCAAAAAGUUUGAGAACGAGUUCGAGGACGCUUUUACCCAGCUGAUCCAGUCUUUCUUGGAUCUGGAUCCACCACCGGUCUUGGCGCUUCUCAUUCCCCCACCCAUGUACGACAACAACAUCUAUGGACCCGAAUUCGACCCGCCGGGCCGCGCGGGUGGCAUGCAGCAGAAGGUCUACAACCAGCAACUUCCUUUGAAGCUGCAAGAACUGGCGGAGCGGAUGCAGGUUUCCUUGAUUGAUCUCCAUGAGUGCUUCUUGAAGCAUGAGUCCUGCACUGAGAAAAGAAGCUGGCCGCAGACGUCGCUGUGAACUGCUGCGACUGGGAGGCGCCCAAGCCGCCGAAGCGGCGCGCUCGGCCCCACGCAGCGGUCCAGCAGUGUGCGGCGCACGAUGAUGCGAUCCACCCCAACGAUGAAGGCUAUCGGAACAUCGCGUUGAUGGUACAGAGGGCGAUGGAUGGAAAAGACGUUUGCUGAAGCUUCGUGGGCUUCGCCUCCAGCCCCGGGAGCAGUGGAGGCGCGGCCACGCCGCUGUGAUGCACCUCCUUCGGGAUGUGCACGUGGAAGAUCCUCCAAAACAGCCCCCCAGGCUGGCUGUGAGCUGGCGACGUGCGAGCUGGGCGUAAAAAGCUGGCUGGAAGAGAUCUCGAACAAUUUCUUCCUGUCCACUGCAUGACUCUACACAAGCGGGCCUAAGAAACCAUGUCUGGGUUAUGAC
Molecule: messenger RNA, 1727 nt
Organism: Durusdinium trenchii
Lineage: Eukaryota; Dinophyceae; Suessiales; Symbiodiniaceae
Source: the annotation of a GenBank genome assembly